AUGUCAAAGCCAGAGUCUAUCCACCAAGGCCGGCCCCAGAGGCAGGGAAAGGGUGUGUGUCCUCCAUCCUGCUUGAAGAACCGGGCUGCCUCAGGUAAAGCCGUCGCCCCUGCAGGGGAGGGUGCGCAAGCAAAUGCCCCUGUGUUGCUGAGCCCUUCUGCCAAGGGCAAAGGUCCCGUCGCAGCCGCGGGAAAAGCAGGACUUCGUGCUGCAGGCAGAGCCACCCAGAGCCAGGCUGUGCCCCCAGCACCUGGCAAAGGGCAGGAGAGCCCGGACAGCAGCAGUUCCUCCGAUAGCGAGGAGGAGGACAUGGCCAAGCAGUCCUCGAGGCCUGCAGGGCCACCCCAGAAACAGGGAGCGACGAAGGAGGCUGACAGCACCUCAUCGGAGUCCAACAAGGAAGAGCAGCAGCUUUCGCAGUCCCUUCUAAUAGGUUAUCUAGGUCUUUCUAAAGCUCCAGCAGCACCCCAAGUGCAAACAGCUGCUUCCCUGACCUCACCCAAACCAGGACGUAGAAAAGCAGCAGCUGCUGCCAGCACCCUCACCAAACCCGGGAAAGCAGCCCUGCCUGACGUCUCGGAGAGUGACAGCAGUGACUCCGAUACGGAUGCUGAGAAGACGUCAGCCAAACAGACGGCAGAGAGCAAGUCGUCCUCUUCUGGGGAGGUAGCGGUCACCACAAAAGUGGCCUCUAGCCAAGAGACUGCAGCAGGGAAAGCGGGCGAAAGAGGCGCCAGUCUCAAAGCCUCACGGGCAAAGAAAGCCCUGGUGGUGACUCAGAAUGCUGGUGGUCCUAAGGGCUCUCCAGGGACGCCGUCGCCAUAUGCUCUGCUGUCCAUCGCUCAGUCGGAGAGGGAGAGCUCCGCGAGCGACAGCGAAGACAGGGUUACCACUGCUGCCAAGGCUCCGGGCGGGCAAGCGCCAGGGGAGCUGGAGGGGGGAAAGAACACCCCCUCAGCAUCAGCCAAGGCUCUGAAAGCAACGAAAGCACCAAAGCUUGGGGACAAAGAGAACAAGAAGCAGAAAUCCUCCGUGAAAAGGAAGCUGGCGGCAGGGGAUGCCAGCCCCGCGGAGCCCAAGCCGGAGAAGCUGAAAAGUGGCCUCGAGACUCCCAAAAAGAAGAAAAGCAAAGGGGAGAGAGCAGCUGGCAGCAAGGAGAAGAAGAAGAAAGCUGCUGAGCUCGAGGGAUCCUUGUGAGAAGAGCACCUCCCUCGCACGGCCGACAACCAAUGAAUGACGUAGGGGUGGAAGGAAGUGAAUUAAAACUCUUCUAUUUUUUUUAAAGAAAAAGAAAAUACUUUAAACUUCUAAAUCUUAAUUUAUAACUUCUUCUUUUCACUGUGACCU
Gopherus flavomarginatus (Mexican gopher tortoise) is the source of this 1347-nucleotide messenger RNA. RefSeq lists its product as uncharacterized. NCBI's taxonomy places the organism in Eukaryota, Metazoa, Chordata, Testudines, Testudinidae. Bases 1 to 1197 code for a protein of 398 amino acids. The record is from RefSeq and is a predicted model, not a curated record. The transcript has 2 exons.